UUUACACAAUGUAUCAUAUUUUCACAAUCCUGUGAUAUUUCCACAUUUGCCUCCUCCCCUUCUGUCAGUCCCACUCUUCAGUUUUCAUAAAAGGUCUGUCCCAUUCUCACUAUCCUAAUAUCCUUCUCUCCCAUUCCCACAAUCCAUUAAUCUCAUUCCCACAAUCCAUUUAUCCCAUUCCCACAAUCUAUCAAUCCCAUUCCCACUAUCUAUCAAUCCCAUUCCCACUAUCCAUUAAUCCUAUUCCAACUAUCCAUUAAUCCCAUUCUCACAAUCCAUUAAUCCCAGUCCCACAAUCCAUGAAUCCCAUUCUCACAAUCCAUGUAUCCCAUUCCCACAAUCCAUUAAUCCCAUUCUCACAAUCCAUUUAUCCCAUUCCCACAAUCCAUCAAUCCCUAGCCCACAAUCCAUUAAUCCCAUUCUCACAAAGCCUCUCUCCCAUUUCUCUCAAAAACCUUGUGAAAUUUUAACACAUCACCAUCCUAAUUUAAAAUUUUUCUAUCACUCUUUUUAGGUGGCCAACAGGGAGUUGACUUUAAAGCUGUGUAAUGACCGUUAGACCGAGUACAAGAAGAUGGAGCCGGGAUUUUCAGCACCCGUCAGAAACGCGAUCCAACUCCAGAGAGAGGUCUCACUCCAGGGAAAGAACCCGACAAAGGCUUUUAGAUACUUCCACAGAUUUAGCCAAGAUGAGGAACCGCAGCAGCAGAAUGCUGGAAAGUUCCCGGACGCUCUAUUCCAGCAUGUCUCGCAGUAUUGAACUAUCACUGGAUGAAAUUGAUGCUGCAAAAUUUAUCCAAGAGAGCUUCAAGAAGAGGGAAUGUGUGUUUUAUACAAAGGAUCCCAGGUCACCGGAGAGCCUUUGUAAGUGUGGAUACUCCAAGAGCCAGCACAUUGAGGGUACCCAAAGCAACCAGAAUGAGAAAUGGAACUACAAGAAGCACACCAAAGAGUUGCCAACGGACGCCUAUGGAGAUAUCCAGUUUGAGUCAUAUGGUAGGAGAGGGAAGUAUAUCCGACUUUCCCGCGACACCAGUCCGGAGACUCUAUAUGAGCUGAUGACCAAAUACUGGCAGCUUAAGACCCCAAACCUCAUUAUUUCUGUGACUGGAGGUGCCAAGAACUUUUCUCUGAAGCCACGAAUGCGAAAGAUCUUCAGUCGCCUCAUCUAUAUUGCACAAUCCAAAGGAGCUUGGAUUUUUACAGGGGGGACUCACUAUGGUCUGAUGAAAUACAUUGGGGAAGUGGUAAGAGAUAACACUAUCAGUCGGAGCUCCGAGGAGAAAGUCACAUCCAUCGGGAUUGCAGCCUGGGGGAUGAUCUCCAAUAGGGACACCCUGAUCCGCAGCCCAAACACUGAGGGCAAUUAUGUUGCUAAUUAUGUGAUGGAUGAGCAGAAGAGAGAUCCGCUAUACUGUCUGGACAACAAUCAUAGCCACAUGAUUCUGGUGGACAAUGGGUCGCAUGGACACCCAACUGUCGAAGCUGAUCUCCGUGCAUCACUGGAGAAGUACAUCUCCGAACUCAACGUGCCUGAUUCCAAUUAUGGUGGAAAAAUCCCAAUCGUUUGUUUUGCACAGGGAGGUGGAAAAGAAACACUAAAGGCUAUAAAUACGGCAAUAAAGAGUAAGAUCCCUUGUGUGGUGGUGGAGGGGUCUGGGCAGACAGCUGAUGUCAUUGCCAGCUUGGUUGAAGCUGAAGGAAGCACACUGGCCUCAUCCUCCAUUAAAGAAAAGUUGCUUCGGUUUCUUCCCCGCACAGUGUCCCGUUUAGCCGAAGAUGAAAUGGAAACCUGGAUACGAUGGAUUAAAGAGAUCAUGGAAAAUCUGCAUCUUCUAACAGUCAUUAAGAUGGAGCAGGCUGGAGAUGAAAUUGUGAGCAACGCCAUCUCCUUUGCUUUGUACAAAGCUUUCAGCACUAAUGAGCAGGACAAAGAUAAUUGGAAUGCUCAGCUGAAACUGCUUCUGGAAUGGAAUCAGCUAGAACUGGCCAGCGAGGAAAUCUUUACUAAUGACAGGCGCUGGGAGUCAGCUGACCUGGAGGAUGCCAUGUUUGCUGCUCUUGUAAAGGAUCGCCCAAAGUUUGUGCGUCUGUUGCUGGAGAAUGGCCUGAAUAUGCGCAAGUUCCUAAGCAGUGAGAUCCUCAGUGAGCUUUUCUCAGAACAUUUCAGCACCUUGGUCUAUCGUAACCUACAGAUUGCCAAAAACUCCUAUAAUGACUCUCUUCUCACUUUUGUGUGGAAGAUGGUUCUCAGCUACCAGCGCAGCCGUAAAGAGGAAAGAAAUAGCCGCGAUGACUCUGAGAUACAGGAUCUCUCACCGAUAAUAAAACAUCCUGUUCAAGUUUUGUUCAUAUGGGCAAUUCUGCAAAACAAAAGAGAGCUGUCAAAAGUCAUUUGGGAACAGACACGCGGAUGCACACUGGCUGCAUUAGGGGCCAGUAAACUCCUCAAGAGUUUGGCCAAAGUGAAGAACGAUAUCAAUGCUGCAGGGGAGUCAGAAGAAAUUGCAAAUGAAUAUGAAACUAGAGCUGCAGAGCUCUUCACUGAAUGUUACAGCAGCGAUGAGGAGCUGGCAGAGAUGCUCUUGGUCUAUUCGUGUGAGGCAUGGGGCAAGAGUAAUUGUCUAGAGAUGGCAGUGGAGGCAAAAGACCAGCAGUUUAUAGCCCAGCCGGGUGUUCAGAACUUCCUGUCCAAACAAUGGUAUGGAGAGAUCUCAAGAGACACCAAGAACUGGAAAAUUCUUCUCUCUCUCUUUUUCUUCCCACUUAUUAGCUGUGGCUUCAUCUCAUUCAGGAAAAAGUCAUCAGAAGGGCUGAAGAGUCAUCUAUGGAACUACUUUUCUUUUUUCACUUCUCCAUUUGUCGUCUUUUCAUGGUCGGUUAUUUUCUACAUUGGGUUCCUUCUGCUCUUUGCAUACGUUUUGCUCAUGAAUUUUCAACCAGCACCAACAGGACUGGAAAUCGCAGUUUAUGUACUGGUCUUUAUCCUGCUCUGUGAUGAGAUAAGACAGAUGUACAUGAAUGGAGUGAAAUAUUUCACAGAUCUCUGGAAUAUGGACAUUCUCGGCAUCCUUUAUUUUGUUGCUGGUUUUGUGUAUCGGCUUACUAAUGAUGCCAGUGCGCGAUACACCGGCAGAGUCAUUUUCUGUUUGGAUUACAUCAUCUUCACUGUACGGCUCAUUCACAUCUUCACAGUCAGCCGAAACCUGGGGCCAAAGAUCAUCAUGUUGCAAAGGAUGCUCAUCGAUGUAUUUUUCUUCCUUUUCCUCUUUGCUGUCUGGGUCAUUGCCUUUGGAGUUGCUCGCCAAGGGAUUUUGCGGCUCAAUGAGCAUCGAUGGGAGUGGAUAUUCCGUUCAGUUAUUUAUGAACCGUACAUGGCUGUGUUUGGACAAUAUCCAACUGAUGUGGAUGGGACCACCUAUGAUUUUGAACACUGCACCUAUACUGGGAAUGAGUCAAAACCUCUGUGUGUGGAGCUGGACGGGGAGCACCACCCUCGCUUCCCAGAGUGGAUCACUAUCCCGCUAGUGUGCAUCUACAUGCUCUCCACCAAUAUCCUGCUGGUCAACCUGCUGAUUGCUAUGUUUGGGUACACAGUGGGUUCUGUGCAGGAGAACAAUGACCAGGUGUGGAAGUUCCAGCGCUACUUCUUGGUGCAGGAGUACUGCAACCGUCUGACUAUCCCAUUCCCCUUUGUCAUCUUCGCUUAUAUCUUCAUGAUACUCAGGAAGAUAUUUGGAUGUUGUUGUAAAAAACAGGAGCCCCCGCCCGCACCUUGCUGUUCUAAGAAGGACGACAUUGAGACUUUGGCUUGGGAAGCUGUAAUGAAGGAAAAUUACCUUGUGAAAAUGACUAGCCAGACUCAUAACAGCAUGGAAAUGGAGAAUCAGUUUAAGCAGCUUGAAGGAAAGCUUAAUGACCUGAAGGCAUUGGUGAAAGAUCUUUUCAACAAGAUAAAGUGACCAUGUAAAGAAAGCUGCAGCUGUUGGAGCCUCUAUUCAGAACAUGGCCUGGUGAUCUGGCUUUUCAUACUGCCGAGCCCUGGGAUUGACUCAUCUCAAGUUUGCAUCUCUAUACAACUUGGUUUUGUGUUGCCAAUAAAUCAUCUUCCAGCAUAAUCUGUUUAUCUCUCAGUUCUGCCAUCAGAUCUCUUCCCAUCUGCAGUUCUGUUCAGUCCCAGUCUUGUUUCUUUAUUAACUCCAACACCAGCUGUUAAGACUAUUCUACAGUAUCUCUAUCCGACCCAUUUGUUGUAUGUUUCUUAUCUGAGUAUUAUCUGCAUGAAGAGCAUGUUCAUUCUCUCCCAUUAAACUUAUUUUGUUAAUAAAUCUAUUCUCUCUCACCACAGUUGACCCAAAUCUAGAUGUUUAGCCUCCAUGUUUUGCUUAUUAUUUUAUGUAUUCAUGUUACACCAGUGGCGUCACUAGGGUUGGUGUCACCCGGUGCAGUAAGUUAUGGUGUCACCCCCCCCCCCAGAAAGCAGACACACACAAAAACACAGGCAAACACACAUACAAACACUCAGACACACUUAAAACAUACUCAGAUGCUCACACAAACACUCGGAAACACACUCAGACACACACACAAAAACACACACACAAAAACACUGAGACACACAUACACACACACACAAAAACUCAGACACACACACACACACACAAAAACUCAGACACACACAUACAAAAUAUGUAAACUGCACUGCAUUAAUUAUAAAGCUCAUGCCUAGAGCUGCUCCCUGGAUCAGCAGAGUAUCAAAUGAAAGAUAAACAGAGCACUCUAAAAAUAAAUCACUAAAGAAAAGUUUUAGGUGCAAGCUAUGAAAAUUCUGCUCUCUGACUCUGUUCCAAGUCUGUCAGUGCACAGCCCCGGGCCGCGUGCCUACCGCUUCUUAUGGCCAAUCACCUCUGCACUCUGCCCACCCCCAGACCCCCGCCCGCCCUCCUACCUGUUCAGUGUGCACUUAGUGUACCGUAACCGUAAUGGUCUGGUGGGCAUCAUACAUGGCUCCUUCACUUUAAAGACAGUGUCAAACACUCAUGCGGUCAGGUGCCAGGCAUCCCCUCAUGAUUUGCCAGUUCCCGUUUAGAGAGACAGCACAGCAGUGAGUGACUCCACUGCUCCACAUGUCACUGAGCAGUGAGCACAGAUAGGCAGGCAGGUUUAGGCUAGCAGCGCAACUUUGCAAGCCCCACAGCAUGCCCACAACAUUCAUAGCGAAAUUGGGCAGGGAAGAAGCAAAGUACAAACAAGCAAAAGCAGCCGGGAAAACUAUUUGUUGAAAUUGCAGCACUGGCUCAAGGGGCAAAAAAAUUGUGUGUCUACAUCUUCCCCAGUCCCACCAAUGUUCACAAAUGCCAGCCCCUCUAAUAAAAAAAAAUCUAUGCAUCUCAACAUUGUAUUUCUUUGAAUUUCAAUAAAAUGUAAAAAAAAAAAAAAAAAAAUUUUUGGUGUCACCCCCUGGUGGGUGUCACCCGGGUGCGGCCCGCCCCCGCCCCCCCCCCUAGUGACGCUACUGUGUUACACAUUUCCAUCAUUCUGUUAGUAUGUGAGAGAUGAGGGUUGGGAGGAGGUGAGAUACUUUUGCCUUAGGUGGACCAUCCAUGGUUAUAACACCUAAGACCAUACAGGGUGAGAUGAGCCAUCACUGAUGUUUGUGGUGUGUUUGCAUAUCAUAAAACAGUGUUGAAUAAAACAACUAAUAAAUAAA
Bombina bombina (fire-bellied toad) is the source of this 5710-nucleotide messenger RNA. It is a transcript of the gene TRPM8, whose product is annotated as transient receptor potential cation channel subfamily M member 8. Gene Ontology annotation, molecular function: ligand-gated calcium channel activity. The record is from RefSeq and is a predicted model, not a curated record. Gene Ontology annotation, cellular component: membrane. Lineage: Eukaryota; Metazoa; Chordata; Amphibia; Anura; Bombinatoridae. Gene Ontology annotation, biological process: calcium ion transmembrane transport.